AUGAUGACUAGCGUGGCAAAGCCCCCGUUGACGGAGGGUAUUGCUAACGGUUCGCCUGGUGCGCAAAAUGAGAGGCAAGCCUGUCGUGUCACUUCAUCGAUGGAACCCGAGCUUCUACACCCAGAGCUGCCCGCCAACUUCGGAGAGGUUGUCAAGGGUAUCUAUCGCAGCGCGUUCCCUCAUCCUUGGAACCUCCCAUCUCUCAGACCUUUGGGUUUAAAAACUAUUGUCACUCUGGUGGAUGAGCCAUACACCGCAAGUCACACGAGGUUUCUCGAGGAAAAUGGCAUCGCACAUUUUCGCAUCCCUAUCCAGGCCAACAAGGACCCUGCCGUCAAGACCCCCGAUCACGUUGUGGUUGGCGUUCUCGAAAUCCUUCUAAAUAAGGCGAAUCAUCCCGUCCUUGUCCACUGCAAUAAGGGAAAGCAUCGCACUGGCUGUGUAAUGGCCUGUUUCCGAAGACUUCAGGGAUGGGAACUUCGCGAUGCUCUCAGUGAAUACCGAAAUUACUCCUGGCCCAAAUCUAGAGUGCUAGACGAGAAGUUCAUCCAGGAAUUCGAUGCAUCUAGGCUUGUUCCCUCGGCUCGCAUCUCCGGCGCAGCUUUGUGGCAGCCUACUAAACCUCCGGAGCAGAAAGAACGCAACGGAAAGCCCCCCCGACAUCUUGUUCCUGCGCCUCAUGGAGUCAGGGUGUCUUAA
Molecule: messenger RNA, 699 nt
Organism: Aspergillus melleus
Lineage: Eukaryota; Fungi; Ascomycota; Eurotiomycetes; Eurotiales; Aspergillaceae
Gene: yphA
Product: tyrosine phosphatase family protein
Exons: 4
Coding region: 1-699 (232 amino acids)
Biological process (GO): protein dephosphorylation
Cellular component (GO): cytoplasm
Molecular function (GO): phosphatase activity; inositol diphosphate tetrakisphosphate diphosphatase activity
Source: RefSeq, a predicted model, not a curated record